GUUGAAGAGAUGGAAGAGGAUCUAGAGGAUGAGGAUGAAGAGGAUCCUUUAGCGUAGGAGUGUUAAAAAUAUCAUUGCGAGAGGGAUGUUGCAGUUUACAUGGUUACAGCUGUAUGGUUCCCAGGGCAAAAACUGUAAAAGUAUCUGGAUUAAAUGAAAACGGUGAUGAUGUGGAGCUAGUAGCUAAGGACUGGACAGCCAGGAUAAUACAACAUGAAAUGGACCAUCUCAGUGGAAUUAUGAUUACAGAUAAGAUGGAUCCAGGAUCCCUAAGUAUGGAUUACUGGAGCUAUGUGAAUUCAAGACAAGGAGACUUUAAACUAUCCUUCCACGGUAUUAAAAGCGGACCCCGGAAAUGGUUUGCCUCCCCUUUGCUAUGGUUGAAACGAGAUCAAUAGUUUUUAAUUUUUUCAUUUACAAUAAAUUUCUAUUAGUAUUA
Messenger RNA from Eurytemora carolleeae, 439 nucleotides. RefSeq names its product peptide deformylase, mitochondrial-like. Gene Ontology annotation, biological process: peptidyl-methionine modification; N-terminal protein amino acid modification. Gene Ontology annotation, cellular component: mitochondrion. Bases 114 to 398 code for a protein of 94 amino acids. The record is from RefSeq and is a predicted model, not a curated record. Lineage: Eukaryota; Metazoa; Arthropoda; Copepoda; Calanoida; Temoridae. The transcript is spliced from 5 exons. Gene Ontology annotation, molecular function: peptide deformylase activity.